Brassica rapa (field mustard) is the source of this 1992-nucleotide messenger RNA. RefSeq lists its product as uncharacterized. The record is from RefSeq and is a predicted model, not a curated record. Lineage: Eukaryota; Viridiplantae; Streptophyta; Magnoliopsida; Brassicales; Brassicaceae.
GUGUUCCAGGCAGCAAGUCCAGAGAAGGCAGUAAGACCGUUGGUAAACCUCAGUUGUGUCCAAUUAGAAUCGGGAAAAUCCACAGAUAAUCAACAACAACAAGAUAUUCAAAAUGAGUGACCAGAAGAUGAAAAAGCCGAUGACAGCCUCAGAUUAUAUCAAAAACCAACCACAUCUCCAAGGAAGGACUUUAACUCCAAACCCUUACUCAGCAUUAGCUGAAUAUCCUCCUCUAUCUUAUUCAAAAGCAGUCUCUGAAAAGUCAUCAAAGAUGGAAGCACAAUCAUCUACAGCAACCCCAAACACAACCUCAAACACUACUCCAAACACUAAACCAGUCUACUACACCAAACCUUAUAAGCAACACCUUAUGACGACCCCAUACACUAAACCAGUAAACCUUACCCAACUCAAAACCUUCAUCAAUCGAGUCUUCUACGAGGACAGUCCCUGGCCAACAGAUAACAUAACCAAAAACCAAUCCUUUUAUGAGUAUAUUCUAGUAGACUCUAAGUCUAUAGAAAUCACCCAUUACAAAGACAAGACGAACCCAAACCUCAUCAACUAUUCAACCUGCAAAUUCCUACGAAUUUGUUCUACCCAAGACCUUGGUUUUAUACAUCAUCAUACAACAAAACCUUUUUCUACCCCAGGCUAUCAUAUCGACGGCUACACCUAUACCGAUUACAAAAAUGCCUUUUUCCGAGCCUUUUUACUCAGACCCUAUGACCACUCUUGGUUCUUCAGUUUUGAUCAAAACUGCACAAAGACGAUACCAGGAUGGUUCAACGAAUGGUGGUAUUGGUACGGACCAGCAGAUCCGAUCUACCCCGACCAAGUACUCAAGACCUCCUACCCAUUCUACAAGAAACACGUAUUUGAUCAACCAGUUGGGCCUCUAAACAAAAUUUGGUUUCAUAUUGACAUGGGCAUCCCAUGGAUAUGUUCAUGGCAUUUUACCCUUGCUAUCGCUCUCCAAGACAUGCCUUAUUCUCUCCUCCGGGAAUUCAGAGUCAAAUGGUGGGAAAAAUAUAACCUUGACAGAUGUUCCCUUGCAGGUAUCCAAAAAUAUUUCCAAAUUACAAAUCAAGCCAAAACAGCAAUCCAAACUAUAUCCAAAUCUAUACCUCUUCUCAACCCAACCCAAAUAUCCCAAACAAAUCCAAGUCCACAAAAAAGACCAACAUCAAGUCCAACAAGUUCAACAACCUCUUCCUCUUCCCAGAAAUCAUCAAGAAAGGAAAAAAUGAAGAAACUUAUCGCCGAAAUGCUGACGCAAUUUGAGGCGGAACAUGAUGAUACAGACGAUGACAACCAACAAGUUGACAUUAUGCAACCUGAAGAUCCUUACGGCGGCCCGUUAGGCCAAGAUCCGUAUGAUAUAUAAAAAAAAAAAAAAAAAAAAAAUAAUAUAUAUAUAUAUAUAUAUAUAUUUUCGAUUAAAAAAAAAAAAAAAAAAAAAAAGAAAACCUAAAAGUAUGUCUAUAUUUACAAUUUCGGUUUUAAGUAUAUUCUAGUAGACUCUGUACAUUAUUUCUGUAUUUUCUUCUCUGUAUUUUAUUACUACUAUCUACAAAAUAAUAUACAGAGUAUAUCUGUAUAACAAGACUCGCGGAAAAGCUAUGCAAGAAUUUCGAGAAAGAAUCCAACCGACAAUGGCGGGACCCACAUGGGACCCACACGAAGACUUCUGCACAAAACAACAACAGUUUUUGACAGCAAUUGUCGGCACCACUCAAGACUCAACACGUAUUAAAUCAAGUGUCGGCACCACUAGAAGACGACACGUUGCAAGACUUUAUUCAAGCACUCUUUGCCUAUAAAUACUUAAUUAUGUUCAAGGAAGAGGGCACGAGCAAAUUUCACUCUCAAAAAACCUUCACUCUCUAAAAGCUCUCCCUUCUCUCUGAAAUUUCCUGUGUUUUCUAAGUUUUAAGUUUGUAAUCAAAGAUUGUAUCACAACUCAAGAUAAAUAAAAGUAAGUUUUAAUCA